GAUCUGGACUGUUCUCAGGCAAGCCGGGGAGUAACUUUUAGUUUUGUUCCUGCGAUUAUUCAACUGACGGGCUUUCAUUUCCAUUUCACACAUCCUAGCAACACUUAAACCUUGCGGAAUUGUAUUGAUAGCGUGAAAAAGCACACUGAGAGAAGGGCACCAUGCCGGUGGAGAGGAUGCGCAUGCGCCCAUGGCUGGAAGAACAGAUCAACUCAAACACAAUACCAGGGCUGAAGUGGCUUAACAAGGAAAAGAAGAUUUUUCAGAUCCCCUGGAUGCAUGCAGCUAGACAUGGGUGGGAUGUGGAAAAAGAUGCACCGCUCUUUAGAAACUGGGCCAUCCAUACAGGAAAGCAUCAACCAGGAGUAGAUAAACCUGAUCCAAAAACAUGGAAGGCGAAUUUUCGAUGCGCCAUGAACUCUCUGCCUGACAUUGAAGAAGUCAAAGAUAAAAGCAUAAAGAAAGGAAACAACGCCUUCCGAGUCUACCGAAUGUUGCCUUUAUCUGAACGACCUUCUAAGAAAGGAAAGAAACCAAAGACAGAAAAAGAAGACAGAGUGAAGCAUAUCAAGCAAGAACCAGUUGAGUCAUCUUUGGGGCUUAGUAAUGGAGUAAGUGAUCUUUCUCCUGAGUGUGCGGCCCUGACUUCAGCUAUAAAAAAUGAAGUGGAUAGUACGGUGAACAUCAUAGUCGUAGGACAGUCACAUCUGGACAGCAACAUUGAGGAUCAAGAGAUUGUCACUAAUCCACCAGACAUCUGCCAAGUUGUGGAAGUCACCACUGAGAGUGAUGAACAGGCGGUCAGCAUGAGCGAUUUGAGUGGCAGGAAUGAUGGGCCUGUGUUUUUCUCUCUGUGAACAGAAAGUGAAACUACCGAUAGUGUGCCCAGUGAUGAAGAGAGCUCGGAGGGCCGACCACACUGGCGGAAGAGGAACAUUGAAGGCAAACAGUACCUUAGCAACAUGGGGACACGAAGCACGUACCUGCUACCCAGCAUGGCGACCUUCGUCACUUCCAACAAGCCCGACCUCCAGGUCACCAUCAAAGAGGAGAGCUGUCCCGUGCCUUACAACAGCUCCUGGCCCCCGUUCCCAGACCUCCCCCUCGCCCCCUCCGUGACCCCAGCGCCCAGCAGCAGCCGGCCAGACCGGGAGACCCGGGCCAGCGUCAUCAAGAAGACCUCCGACAUCACCCAGGCCCGCGUCAAGAGCUGUUAA
Lipotes vexillifer (Yangtze River dolphin) is the source of this 1217-nucleotide messenger RNA. RefSeq names its product interferon regulatory factor 2 (gene IRF2). The record is from RefSeq and is a predicted model, not a curated record. Gene Ontology annotation, molecular function: RNA polymerase II cis-regulatory region sequence-specific DNA binding; DNA-binding transcription factor activity, RNA polymerase II-specific. Gene Ontology annotation, cellular component: nucleus. The transcript has 9 exons. Gene Ontology annotation, biological process: immune system process; regulation of transcription by RNA polymerase II. Lineage: Eukaryota; Metazoa; Chordata; Mammalia; Artiodactyla; Lipotidae.